This is a messenger RNA of Monopterus albus (swamp eel), 1758 nucleotides long. RefSeq names its product proteasomal ubiquitin receptor ADRM1-like. The record is from RefSeq and is a predicted model, not a curated record. NCBI's taxonomy places the organism in Eukaryota, Metazoa, Chordata, Actinopteri, Synbranchiformes, Synbranchidae. Gene Ontology annotation, cellular component: cytoplasm; nucleus; proteasome regulatory particle, lid subcomplex. Gene Ontology annotation, molecular function: proteasome binding; endopeptidase activator activity.
CACGGUUUGACCAAUCACAGUGAAGUACCGGCGCUCGUCAACCAAUCACCAUAAUCUUUAUUGAGUUUGACCGUUCUGCAGCUGCAACGAUAAUUCAGAGAGAAAUUAGUCCGUCUGACCUCAUCACCAUGGCCUCUGGAGCUUUGUUCCCCAGCAUGGUGUCUGGGUCCCGAGGCUCAUCCAGCAAGUACCUGGUGGAGUUCCGGGCCGGUAAGAUGACUAUGAAGGGCAGCACAGUGACCCCUGACAAGCGCAAAGGGCAGGUCUACAUCCAGCAGACGGACGACUCCCUCAUCCACUUCUGCUGGAAGGAUCGGACAACUGGGAACGUCGAUGAUGACCUGAUCAUCUUCCCUGAAGACUGCGAGUUCAAACGGGUGAACCAGUGCACCUCUGGACGCAUUUAUGUGCUGAAGUUCAAAGCUGGCUCCAAAAGGCUCUUCUUCUGGAUGCAGGAGCCAAAAACUGACAAGGACGAGGAGUACUGCCGUAAAGUGAAUGAGUAUCUGAACAACCCGCCCAUGCCAGGCGCUCUCGGUAGUGGCGGCAGUGGAGGACAUGAUCUGUCUGCUCUAGGAGGGGAGGGUGGCCUGCAGAGCCUUCUGGGUAACAUGAGCCACAACCAGCUCAUGCAGCUCAUAGGACCAACUGGACUGGGGGGCAUUGGUGGUCUCGGGGCGCUCGCUGGUCCAGGCUUGGCCAACGUCCUGGGAGGCGGCGGCGGAGCCAGCAACUCCUCAACAAGCCCAUCCACAGCCGUAACCCUCACCUCCACUUCUGCUGCCGCUCGGCUCGCCUCUACCCAAGCGCCCCCCCACCCCCCCGCCACCUCAGCACCCUCCCCCACAGCCACCACCACCACCUCCACUCCUGCUGCGUCCUCGCUGGCAGCGGGGUCUACCACCCCCACGCAGCCUAUCCAGCUGAGAGACCUGCAGAGCAUCCUGGCCACCAUGAACGUGCCUGCUAGUAGCCAGGGAGUGGACCUCGCCAGCGUCCUGACACCUGAGGUCAUGGCUCCCAUCCUGGCCAACCCUGAGGUGCAGCAGAGGUUGAUGCCCUAUCUGCCCUCUGGAGAGUCCCUGCCUCAGAGCUCAGAGGAGCUCCACAACACACUCAGCUCACCUCAGUUUCAGCAGGCUAUGAGCAUGUUCAGCAGCGCUCUGGCGUCCGGCCAGUUAGGCCCUCUGAUGAACCAGUUCGGCUUGCCCGCAGAGGCCGUUGAUGCAGCUAACAAAGGAGAUGUGGAGGCUUUUGCCAAAGCCAUGGAGACAGAGACCAAGUCAGACCACGACGAAGACUCCAAAGACAAGAAAGAUGACGAUGAAGACAUGAGUUUGGACUAAGAAUUCUUACUUAUUUAAUGUAUUUAUUUAGCUGCUUUUGCUGUUUUAGUAUUCCACAUUAAGGAUAAAGACUGUGGAUAAUGUAGAAGGUGUGACUGGCUCCCUCUCAGCUGACAGUGUUGUGCUCAUCCUGUGACAGUGUUGAAUUAAUAUAUACUGAUUUUUCUGAACCUGUAUUUUACCUUCAUGUCAGCUACCAGCCCAUCCUGUCCUAGCACAUGGGAACAGUAAAACGAUGACACUCACAUGUUUGUUUUCUAGCUUGCUUUGUGAACAAGAACACUUCUGUAGCACCCACAUCGCUCUGAAGAGGAAAACUACAGUGCACACAGUAAAUUAUUGAUUGGGUGACAAACUCAGACGCCAACGAUCUUUCAGUGACUUAAAAUAUAUUUCAACAACAAUCAUUUUA